AUGCGGCACUCACGACUCCUCUGCCCAAUUACAUCAACUACCUUGAAUGCAGUACCCACCACCUGUUCAUAUCCUAUUCCUUCUUAUUAUCCCACUAAUACCCCGUCUUCUUCUUCUUCUCGUCAACCACAAAAUCCAUUAUUAUACCCUUAUCCGUAUCCUAGAAAUCCUCCGCCACCACCUCCGCCGCCGCCAAGUACCGAAUUCUUUGUAUGA
Messenger RNA from Laccaria bicolor S238N-H82, 216 nucleotides. RefSeq lists its product as uncharacterized. Lineage: Eukaryota; Fungi; Basidiomycota; Agaricomycetes; Agaricales; Hydnangiaceae. The record is from RefSeq and is a predicted model, not a curated record. Bases 1 to 216 code for a protein of 71 amino acids. The transcript has a single exon.